Messenger RNA from Lolium rigidum, 1713 nucleotides. RefSeq names its product branched-chain amino acid aminotransferase 2, chloroplastic-like. Gene Ontology annotation, biological process: branched-chain amino acid metabolic process. The coding region runs from base 100 to 1335 and encodes 411 amino acids. Gene Ontology annotation, cellular component: chloroplast. Lineage: Eukaryota; Viridiplantae; Streptophyta; Magnoliopsida; Poales; Poaceae. The transcript is spliced from 10 exons. The record is from RefSeq and is a predicted model, not a curated record. Gene Ontology annotation, molecular function: branched-chain-amino-acid:2-oxoglutarate transaminase activity.
ACUCGGUUUCCUCCUCUAUCGGCCUGACUGCCAGCGGCGGCCGCCGCGAAACCCUAGACCACCGUGAGCGAGCGUGAGCUCCAUUACCGAGCCUUACACAUGAUGGGUUGCGGCACAGCCUCCCACGGCGCUCUGCUCGCCGUGGUGCCGUUCGCUGGCCCGCGACCCCGGGUGCUAUCCCUGUCGCCGCCGCCGUCGACGCCGGCUAUUCAGAUUCACAGUCGACUUUAUUCGAUUUCACAGCUUCCCCUACCAAAGGCUCGAGGCAAAGGAAGAUGCGAGGCUUCUCUAGCAAGUAACUACACGAAUACAUCAGAGUUUGCUGAUUUGGAUUGGGAGAGCCUUGGUUUUGGGCUAGUGGAAACCGACUAUAUGUAUAUCGCAAAAUGUGGGCCGGAUGGGAACUUCGACAAGGGUGAAAUGGUGCCGUUUGGGCCCAUAGCGAUGAACCCAUCUUCCGGAGUCCUAAAUUAUGGACAGGGAUUGUUUGAAGGCCUAAAGGCGUAUCGGAAAAGUGAUGGCUCCAUCCUGUUGUUUCGCCCAUUGGAAAAUGCGACGAGGAUGCAAACUGGUGCCGAGAGGAUGUGCAUGCCUGCACCUCCGGUCGAGCAAUUUGUGGAUGCAGUAAAACAAACUGUUUUAGCAAACAAGAGAUGGGUGCCUCCUACUGGUAAAGGUUCUUUGUAUAUCAGGCCACUACUUGUGGGAAGUGGUGCUGUUCUUGGUCUGGCACCUGCUCCUGAGUAUACAUUCAUUAUUUUCGCCUCCCCUGUUGGGAACUACUUUAAGGAAGGAUUAGCUCCAAUAAAUUUGAUAGUUGAAGAUAAGUUUCAUCGGGCUACCCCUGGUGGAACUGGAGGUGUGAAGACCAUCGGAAAUUAUGCCUCGGUCUUGAUGGCUCAGAAGAUUGCAAAGGAGAAAGGCUAUUCUGAUGUUCUCUACUUGGAUGCUGUUCACAAAAAGUAUCUCGAAGAAGUAUCUUCGUGCAAUAUUUUUGUUGUGAAGGGCAAUGUUAUUUCAACUCCAGCAAUAAAAGGAACAAUAUUGCCGGGAAUCACAAGGAAAAGCAUAAUUGAUGUUGCUCUGAGCAAAGGCUUCCAGGUCGAGGAGCGCCUUGUGUCCGUGGAUGAGCUGCUUGAUGCUGAUGAAGUGUUCUGCACAGGGACCGCUGUAGUAGUGUCUCCCGUGGGUAGUAUUACAUAUCAAGGGAAAAGGAUAGAAUACGCUGGCAACCAAGGAGUCGGUGCCGUGUCUCAGCAACUAUACACGUCGCUGACAAGCCUCCAGAUGGGCCAGGAGGAGGAUUCGAUGGGCUGGACCGUGCAACUGAAUUAGUAAAAAUCUGCUUGCCGCCCUUGUAUGGAUGAUUUUCCUAGAGUCAGCCUAGAUUAAGCAUGAUCAUGGACACCCAGGAUUGAAAAAGCAUGAUCUCAGUUUUGUAGGCUCUGUCGAAUUGGCGUCCUGGUGCACAUCUGUAGAUGGUGGCGCUAGUCGCUUAGCCAAUCUGCGUAUGCGCCUUUUUUGAGAUUUAGUCUUGUGGAUACCCAUAGCCUAUGUGCUGACUAGCGAGCGAUGUAAAGCAUCAUUUGUCAUAUGGCGUACCUUGGUUUAUGAUGAUGAUGAUGCAAUAAGGGAUUGGUGCUAGGAAAACUUCGAAGUGUGUUUCUUCCUAGAAAUGCUGGUAAACCAAACCGUGCACGCACGUUCCAACCC